UCUUCGUCUGUAACCGCUAUGGCAACUACACCGGUGCUCCCUUGAGACCAUGUCUCUCAUAAUCAUUCGACUUAUAUCCGCCCUUAUCUCCUGUUGUUAAGCCAUGGCGAUCUCACGGGAUCGUAGACCGCGUUCCCGCGUCUAGGGAAAUAGUCAGUUGUACGUGGACCAGGUUUGUUCUAUCAUACGAAAAAGGCACCAGUGCUAUGUGGGGAGAUCCAACGGAGGCCAUGAUCAAGUUUAUGGCUCUCAUGUUCCCGUCUUUCCGACAGAUCUGAGAUCUAAGCGGAAUCUAAUUGUGAUAAAAGGGCCACUGGUCGCAGCUUGUCUUGUAGGAUACUGUUUCACUACACGCUCGCAACUCUUCCAGUGUUCCAAAGCAAGCAAAGUCACAAUGUCUGCGAAACUUCUUGUCGCCGCUCUGAGCUCUGUAGCUCUGGCUGCUCCCUUUGAUGGCAUGGUCGAAGAGCGUGGCAGCCCGACUACUAAGGCCCCUGCGACUACUGUUCUAGCUGCUCGAGGCACAGCCGCAUGGUCAGGAAACCCUUUUUCAGGUGUGAACAUGUGGGCAAACUCGUACUAUGCUUCUGAGGUCUCCGCGUCUGCCGUUCCCACUUUGGGUGCUGGCGCAGAAGCAGUUGCCAAAGUCCCUAGCUUUAUGUGGUUAGAUACUCGGGAUAAAGUUGACUUGAUGGGUUCAACCUUGAAGGAUAUCCAAGCGGCCAAUGCGGGCGGUGCAAGCCCCCCUAACGCCGGCAUCUUCGUCGUUUACGACCUUCCAGACCGUGACUGCGCGGCCGCUGCGUCAAACGGCGAGUAUUCUAUCGCCGAUGGUGGCGUUGACAAGUAUAAGGCAUAUAUCGAUGCCAUUGUCGAGCAAGUCAAGGCUUAUCCCGAUAUCCUGAUGUUACUUGUUAUUGAACCCGAUUCAUUAGCAAACAUGAUCACAAACUUGAACGUAGCGAAAUGCUCAAAUGCUCAAGACGCCUACAUGGAGUGCACCCAAUACGCAAUCAAGAAUCUCAACCUACCAAACGUUGCUAUGUAUCUUGACGCCGGCCACGCCGGAUGGCUUGGUUGGCCUGCGAACCUAGCACCAGCGGCCAAGUUGUACGCUCAGCUAUACAACGACACGGGCUCGCCAGCAGCUCUUCGCGGUCUUGCUACUAACGUCGCUAACUACAACGCCUGGGAAAUUGCCACGUGCCCAUCGUACACACAAGGCAACGACAACUGCGACGAGUCGAAGUACGUCAAUGCUAUGGCCCCCCUGUUAUCCGCCGCGGGCUGGGAUGCGCACUUCAUCACGGACACGAGCCGUAACGGCAAGCAGCCUACAUCUCAGCAGCAAUGGGGUGACUGGUGCAAUGUCAUCGACACUGGUUUCGGCACCCGCCCGUCGGCUGAUACGGGCAGCGACUUACUGGAUGCGUUCGUCUGGGUCAAGCCUGGAGGGGAAUGCGACGGGACAAGCAACACAACCGCCGCCCGAUACGACUAUCACUGCGGGUCGGCGGACGCACUGCAGCCGGCCCCUGAGGCUGGCUCGUGGUUCGAGGCGUACUUCGAGCAGCUGUACAAGAAUGCCAACCCACCCUUCUAGUGAUGCGUCGGUAGGAUGGUUGUUUUAAGGGGCAUGUGCCAUAAAUGAAAAGGUUGGAAUGAUUCAACAUAUGAAAUAUAUCUAUUUAUCCCACACAGAAGUCGAGCCGAGGGGAAAUAUUGAGCAUAUUCGCCAUAUAAUUCAGU
Molecule: messenger RNA, 1749 nt
Organism: Annulohypoxylon truncatum
Lineage: Eukaryota; Fungi; Ascomycota; Sordariomycetes; Xylariales; Hypoxylaceae
Product: 1, 4-beta cellobiohydrolase
Exons: 4
Coding region: 395-1603 (402 amino acids)
Biological process (GO): cellulose catabolic process
Molecular function (GO): hydrolase activity, hydrolyzing O-glycosyl compounds
Source: RefSeq, a predicted model, not a curated record